This is a messenger RNA of Polychytrium aggregatum, 2092 nucleotides long. RefSeq lists its product as uncharacterized. The transcript has a single exon. Lineage: Eukaryota; Fungi; Chytridiomycota; Chytridiomycetes; Polychytriales. The annotation marks the transcript as partial. The record is from RefSeq and is a predicted model, not a curated record.
CAAGUGGCUCGCCAGACGCUGGCAUGACCAAGCAAAAACUCGUAUCUCCGCCGUGGGUGUCGCAUGGGCUUGGGGUGCUGGCAUGUCUCCGCUGGUCGCCAUGGCUGCGCCACUCCGGCGGCGACUUCGGGGCGUGGUCUGGUCGACGGAUGCGGUGGAAGUCGAUUCCCACACCCCCCUAUAAAUUCAGCGCCGGGGGUGAUUCCUCUCAUCCCACCACCACCUCGCACGUCCCUUUCCCUGCGAAAAUGGCUCCCGCUGCGUAUGACCCGGAUAUCCUCCGACCCACCACCGGUCACGACAAUCCUAAGAGGUGCUAUUCCCUCGUUCUUGGCGUCAAUGCUCCCCAUCCUCACCUCAGCCACUUCCACGAGGAUGAUAUUCGCCACAACGGCGCUGCUGAUCGCAUUCGCAGCAAAUUGAUGGAGUUUGUACGUGAGUACACCACCCAUCCAAAUUGCCCCCAUGCAGCAACCUUGUUCAGCGCAACGGUCAGCCCGAAGCUCUUGGAUCGCCCCGGAGGAGCCCCGAUCAUCUACGACUACACUAUUGGUCUUUCUGGGCUGCGAGCCUUCUGCCACGCCUGGUGCAUCCACAAUGAUCUCCAGAGCGACGCCGCCGACGAGAUCAAGGAUGCCAUGAUGGCGCAUCUCUUGGAUCUGAAGAACACCAAGCAAAAUCGCAUCCGUCUGACUCCCGAGUCACGUAAGCGCCGCCGUAUCGAUCCCGGUAGCGUCCCCCAGGCCGAUCCAACCCCCGCAAACCAACCAACGGCUCAGGUCUCCAAUGUCGAGCAAACCGCUUUGGCCGUCGCUCCGGCUUUCGACAUUGCCGCGAUGACGAACGCAUUCAAGGUGGUCAAUGAACACAGCAGCAAACCUGUUAGCAACGCACAGGUGAUCAAUACCUACAUGGCGAUGGCCUCUGUCCUCCCGCCUGAUGUCAGAAAUCAUGUCGGAAACAUGAUGAACACCAUGCUCCAAAUGGAGCAUAUCAAGGCUCAGGUCGAUGCCGGCGAGGAGCAAUAUCGCCAGCGUGUCAGACAGCGCAUGCUCGACAGGGAGGAGCAAGAAGAGGCCUCCACAAGGGCUGAGGAUCAGCAAAUACGCCAGAAGAUGUUCGAGUGUGAGAUGAGCCUCGUCGACAACUUCCAACUCCUGCAAGAGAAAUUUGGGACCUGUAUCAAUCUCCUCGAGGACGCCGAGAACACCAUUCGCACGAACCAUACCAUGAACGCCAGUGACAAAAAUGCACUCAGGGUCGUCUUCACGCAGAACAGGCAUAUCAUGGAUCAAGGGCGACACAUGAUCAACGCCAAGCAAUAUAUCGUCCCACCCUUCCUCCGUCCACAGUUGGACAGAUGCUUGGCCGAUUUUGCGGUCUAUCAGCAGCAACACAAGCAUCCCGCCGCUAUCGCAGCCAUCGAGGGUGCUCCAGUGGCCUCAUCCUCAUCCAGCCCUCCAGCCGUCAUCGCCAUGCGCCAUGACAUCAACUCGGUCAGAGCGAUUGAGCCAUUUGCUGAUUUGGCUAAUAGCCAAUGUCGCGUUGAAGAUGAGCUCAAAGCAUCCGACAAGAGUUCGGAUGAAUUGAGGGCUCUCAGUGCCACCCUUCCCAAGGAGACCGACCUCAGGACCAUUCGCGAGUUCCUCAGCUCCGACUACGUCUUGAAGGGUAAAUACGAUAAGCGCAAUAUCGACGAGUCAUCUAAGAAAAGCACUGACCUUGAUCCAUACAAGAGAGCCGAGCGCAUUCUCAAGCACUGGUUCAGCAACCACGCCGACCAUAGAAUCCGCCACCGAAUUCGCUUUCCAAAUGCAUGGAUGGCAACGAAUCUCACCAGGGAGUACACCUCGAAACUCGGUGUGUCCAAGCGUUGGUACAACUGCCUUGGAUUCUAUACUGAGCUGAGACCCUACAUCCUCUUUAUCCUAGCUCGCUAUGCUGACGGUGGCUUUGAGAUGGAUCACUCCAAGUUCAUCAAAGAGCAUAUCGUCGAUUUCGAAUUAAAUUUUGCAUAUGCCAGUGAGUAGCCGAUAGCUGAUGUAAGUCAGCUCGAGAGAGUACAUUCAAUAAAGAGCAAUAUUCAUACAUA